AUGCAAAUUCACUUGACUGAACCAGCUGGUGAUAUUCUGGUCUUUUUAACCGGUCAGGAAGAAAUUGAUACUGCUUGUCAAAUUCUCUAUGAACGUAUGAAAGCAUUGGGAAGUGAUGUUCCAGAACUUGUCAUUUUACCAAUUUAUGCUGCCCUACCAUCAGAAAUGCAAUCCAAAAUCUUUGACCCUGCACCACCUGGUGGCAGAAAGGUUGUUAUUGCUACAAAUAUUGCUGAAACUUCCAUUACCAUUGAUGGUAUUUUGUAUGUGGUAGAUCCUGGUUUUGUAAAACAAAAUAUUUACAAUUCCAAAACUGGUAUGGAUCAAUUGACAGUUGUCCCAAUCUCUCAGGCAGCCGCUCGUCAAAGAGCUGGUAGAGCUGGUCGUACUGGACCAGGUAAAUGCUAUCGUUUAUAUACUGAAGAAGCAUACAAAAAUGAAAUGUUGCCAAAUACUGUUCCUGAAAUUCAAAGAACCAACUUGGCAAAUACUGUAUUGACUUUGAAGGCUAUGGGUAUUAAUGACUUGUUGAACUUUGAUUUUAUGGAUCCACCACCACCUCAAGCACUUAUUGCUGCUAUGGAGCAAUUGUACAGUCUAGGAGCUCUUGACGAUGAUGGUCUAUUAACUAAAAUGGGAAGAAAGAUGGCAGAAUUUCCUCUCGAACCACAAAUGGCAAAAACCCUUAUUGCCUCUGUAGAUUUGAAAUGUUCUGAUGAGGUUUUAACAAUUGUUUCCAUGAUUUCAGUACAAGGAAUUUUCUAUAGACCAAAAGAGAAGCAACAACAAGCUGAUCAGAAAAAGUCAAGAUUUUUCCAACCUGAAGGAGAUCACUUGACACUUCUUGCAGUUUAUCAAUCAUGGGAAAGAAGUAAUUUUUCUGUUCCUUGGUGUUUUGAAAACUUUAUCCAAUCCAGAUCAAUGAAAAGAGCUCAGGAUAUUCGAAAACAAUUAUUAACAAUUAUGGACAGAUAUAAAUUGCCAGUCAUUACAUGUGGAAAGAACUUUACCAAGAUUAGAAAGGCUAUUGCCAGUGGAUUUUUUGCCCAUGCAGCCAAGAAAGAUCCACAAGAAGGAUACAAGACACUUGUUGAAAACCAACCUGUAUAUGUGCAUCCAGGAAGUGCUCUAUUCCACAAGAAUCCUGAAUGGGUUGUUUACCAUACCUUACUAUUGACAACUAAGGAGUAUAUGCGUGAUAUUAUUACCAUUGAACCAAAGUGGUUGGUUGAAUUGGCUCCAAACUUUUACCGAGUUCACGAUGAUGCUUACCUUUCUAAGAGAAAGAGACAAGAAAAAAUUGAACCACUUUAUAACAAGUACGGCGAUGAUCCUCUCCAAUUACUAAAGCGAACAAAGAGAUAA
Naegleria gruberi is the source of this 1365-nucleotide messenger RNA. RefSeq lists its product as uncharacterized. Gene Ontology annotation, cellular component: intracellular anatomical structure; catalytic step 2 spliceosome. NCBI's taxonomy places the organism in Eukaryota, Heterolobosea, Eutetramitea, Acrasida, Naegleriidae. Bases 1 to 1365 code for a protein of 454 amino acids. The transcript has a single exon. Gene Ontology annotation, molecular function: RNA binding. The record is from RefSeq and is a predicted model, not a curated record. Gene Ontology annotation, biological process: spliceosomal complex disassembly.